AUGGAGCUACUACCUGCUGUGGUGUACAUGCGUCAACUGGUCGUGUCCGUACCCCUGGUGCGCUCUGUCUACAUGUGGAUUCGAAUAGUCACAGACUGGCUAUCCAUAUUCUCACUACCUCUGUAUCAUUUAUUCAUCUGUAAUCAUGAUGGCGCCUACUCGAACACUAUAACUCGUAUUGAUGGAUUCCCACUUCCCGUGUUCUUGAACGAGACAGCCGUGGAAAGAAUCAGAAAUUUCCCCGUGGAAACUAAUGACGUAUUCAUCGUGGGAUUUCCGAAAUCUGGUACGACCUGGUUGCAGAUUGUAUUGUCAUCGUUGUAUGAAGAUUGGGGGACAUGCCGAAUGAACUCACAUCGCCGAGUACCGAUGCUAGAGAUGCCCACCGUACCUGGCGUGGAAGGGUACAGACAUUGUUUGGAAGCUCCCUCGCCAAGACUCAUUAAAUCUCACUUGCCGUACAACUAUUUUCCAGUACGCCGAAGUGACGUUGGAUGCAAAAUUAUCUAUAUAUGUAGGAACCCUAAAGAUGUCUGUGUGUCUUUCUUUCAUUAUCUGAAAGGUUACCGAGUGUUAGAUGGUGAUAAUGCUUGGGAAAAUUUUGUUACAAACUUUUUAUCGGGCGAUAUAGUAUACGGUUCGUGGUUAGAUCAUGCGAUGGGCUGGUUAGGUAACGUAGAUGACAAUAUUUUGUUUCUAACUUACGAAGAUACGAUGAAAGAUCCUGAGAAAAUGUUCAGAAAAAUCGUGAAAUUUAUAGGUCGGCCCGUCUGUGAAGAUAAGUUUAACGAAGUGGUUGAAGCUAGUGAUUUUAGAAAUAUGAAGAAUAUUAGUCGCGACAGGCUAUCGAUUCCACGGAUGUUUUACGAUCAUAAAUCAGCCCCAUUUUUUCGGAAGGGAACCGUGGGAGACUGGAAGAACCAUUUCUCGAAGGAAGAAAAUGAGGCAUUUUAUCGACAAUUCGGAAAAAAAUUGAAGGCGAGAAACUUGGAUUAUUUGUACCAAUAA
This is a messenger RNA of Saccoglossus kowalevskii, 1008 nucleotides long. RefSeq names its product sulfotransferase 1A2-like. NCBI's taxonomy places the organism in Eukaryota, Metazoa, Hemichordata, Enteropneusta, Harrimaniidae. The record is from RefSeq and is a predicted model, not a curated record. Gene Ontology annotation, molecular function: sulfotransferase activity.